Molecule: messenger RNA, 8957 nt
Organism: Ornithorhynchus anatinus (platypus)
Lineage: Eukaryota; Metazoa; Chordata; Mammalia; Monotremata; Ornithorhynchidae
Product: ras-responsive element-binding protein 1
Exons: 12
Coding region: 757-5862 (1701 amino acids)
Biological process (GO): regulation of transcription by RNA polymerase II
Cellular component (GO): nucleus
Molecular function (GO): DNA-binding transcription activator activity, RNA polymerase II-specific; RNA polymerase II cis-regulatory region sequence-specific DNA binding
Source: RefSeq, a predicted model, not a curated record
GAGUGUUAGAGGGAGAGAGUGAGGGGAAGGAGAUGAGCGAGAGAAAGGGACCCACACAAAAUCUCUUUGAGACUUAGAGGGAUCUCCAACUUUUUAACCAUCUUCCUCCUUAAUAAAGAAGAGGAGGAAGAGAAGUUAUUGUGGAGUUGAUGAACUUUGCACAUCCAGAAACGCCAUUUUGAUUCCUUUUCCGGAACAACUUUUCAACUUUUUUUUCCUUUCAAACCAUCAGCCACAAUCAAAUCAUGUCGCGGCGCAAACAGGACAACCCCAAUGGAGUCAAACUUUUUGUAUUUAGAUCUACUAACAUCUGCUGUAAACGUAGACCCUGAGGAAAACUGCCAGAGAGACAGAAGGAAGAAUAUGCCAGAGACUUCCACACAAAUUUAAACAGCUGCAUGGUGAACUGCUGUUCAUGGUACAGUGAACUAGGAAAUCAGCUCUGUGAAAAGCCCCUGGUGGAAGAGGGGAAAGGGACUUUGAUUGUCAGCAUCUGAUCAUCGGAGAAGUUUCCUGUAAGGGCAGCGUGGCUAGGCAACUGUUUAUUGAUGCUCCAGAAAUUCUGGCAUUAAAGUGUGACACAGCUCCUGUCUGUCAGCUCUGUUUCAACUGGGCCCAGCCAGUGCCAGCCCCUCAGCUGGGCUUGAGAAGACAACAGGGAAGAGGAACUGCAACUGCAGUUUUGUGACAUCAAAUUCAUUUAGCAGCUUGUGAGGUUUGGAUCUGUCUUCCAUUAACAUUUUAUUGUCAGCAGUAAUGAGUAUGGGGAAGGUUGCUCAGAAUGGUGGAAGUUCACAGAACGUCAAAUCCCCAGCAAAAUCUUCGGGGCAGAAUCGAAUUGGCAGGAGAAAUCAGGAAGCUAAAGAAGAAAAGUAUUCUAAUACCUGUCCCCUGUGUGAAAAGAUUUGCACUACGCAGCAUCAGUUAACUAUGCACAUUCGACAGCACAACACCCAUACUGGAGGAGCAGAGCAUUCCUGUAGCAUCUGUAGGAAGACUCUGAGUUCGGCAAGCUCUCUGGACCGCCACAUGCUAGUGCAUUCUGGGGAAAGGCCAUAUAAAUGUUCUGUCUGUGGACAAUCCUUCACCACCAAUGGAAACAUGCACAGACAUAUGAAGAUUCAUGAGAAGAAUCCUAACAGUACUGCAAAUACAGUUACCUCGUCUCCUUUGAAACGCAGGCGGCUCACCUCCAAAAGGAAAUUGAGUCAAGAGGCUGAAGCUGAGAAAGAACUGACACCUGCAAAAAAGGUGGUAGGCAAUUCUCCGUCAGGUGAAACUGAAAAGAGAACCGAUGAAGUUUUCCACUGCCCAGUGUGCUUUAAGGAAUUCGUAUGCAAGUAUGGACUGGAGACUCAUAUGGAAUCCCAUCCAGAUAACUCUUUAAGAUGUGACAUUUGCUGUAUUAGCUUCCGUACCCACCGGGGACUGCUGCGUCACAAUGCAGUUAUCCACAGACAAUUUCCACGAGACCCAAAAGGAAAGCCUUUCAUCCAGAACAACCCUUCGAUUCCUGCUGGUUUCCAUGAUUUAGGAUUCAUUGACUUCUCCUGUAGGAAGUUUCCUCACAUUUCUCAGGUCUGGUGUGAGACGAAUCUGCGAAGAUGCAUCAGUGAAUGUCACCAUUUUAUCUGUCAAACUUGUAACAAGGCAUUCCCUAUGCUCUCUGCUCUGACACUGCACACAUAUACUCACGUUGGAGAUCAGGGAAAUGACAAGUAUGAACUCCAGCCCAACCACACAGUUGGCGAGAGCCCAGACCAGAAUGUCUUCAUGGCAUCUUUGGGCCUGCGAUCCACCAAAGACAUCCAACCCACCCGGCAGGAGUCAUCGACAUCAGAUGUCCUCCAUGGAGUCUGCCUCGAAACACAGAUGAGCCACCUACAUCAGGAACCCGGCAGCCCCGCCCUGCUGAGCACGUCAGCCCUGGACCCCUCUGGCCUGGGGAGCUCACUGGGGGUUCUCCCUCCAACCAAGGAGGCGUUGAAGCCUCUGUCCUUGCAGCCCUUUCAGAAGGGCUUCAUAAUUCAGCCAGACAGCAGCACAGUUGUCAAGCCCAUCUCCAGCGAGUCGGCCAUCGAGCUGGCCGAUAUCCAGCAGAUCCUGAAGAUGGCCUGCUCCGUCCCCCCUCAGAUCAGUCUCCCUCCACUCUCCAAGGCCCCCUCAAUGCCCAUGCAGUCCAUCUUCAAACACAUGCCCCCACUGAAGCCAAAGCCCCUGGUGACUCCUCGAAUGGUCGUGGCGACCUCCACCCCGCCUCCUCUGAUUAGUGCCCAGCAGGCCUCCCUGGGCUGUAUUAACCCCAGCCUCCUGCCUCCCCCAGUGAGGCUGAUCAAGAACACAGUGGAGGCCGCCUCCACCUCCCUGCUGCAGUCCCAGGUGGGGGCCCAGCCCCAUGCGGCCGUGCAGGUCUUCUUCCAACGAAACACUGAGGCCCCCAGGCAGCCUGAGGUGAAGACGCAGCUGGAGCAGGACAGAAUCACUGAGGCCCUGUUGCCCUUGAAUAUGGAGGCCAAGAUCAAGCAGGAAGUGAUGGAAGGGGAUCUAAAAGCCAUCAUUGCUGGAGCAGCCAGCAAAAAGACCCAGGCCAUGCGCAAGGUUUUGUACCCCUGCCGUUUCUGUGACCAGGUGUUCACCUUCUCGGGAGUCCUCCGUGCCCAUGUCCGCUCCCACCUGGGCAUCUCCCCAUAUCAGUGCAACAUCUGCGACUACAUUGCCGCCGACAAGGCUGCCUUAAUUCGCCACCUGCGCACGCACAGUGGGGAACGGCCCUACAUCUGUAAGAUCUGCCACUAUCCUUUCACUGUCAAGGCCAACUGCGAGCGUCACCUGCGCAAGAAGCACCUCAAGGCCACUCGGAAGGACAUCGAGAAGAAUAUUGAAUAUGUCUCCAGCAAUGCUGCCGAGAUGGUUGACGCCUUCUGCUCCCCAGGUACCGUGUGCCAGGUCUGUGGGGAGGAUUUAAAACACUACCGAGCCUUGCGAAUCCACAUGAGGACCCAUAGUGGUGGCUCCCAGAAGGGCCACAAACCCUUCAAGUGCAAGGAGUGCAGCACAGCCUUCUCUGCCAAGCGCAGCUGUGUCCACCACAUCCUUAAGCAGCACUUGCAUGUACCAGAAUGCGAGAUUGAGAACUAUGUCUUGGCUGUGGACUACAGAGGGGGCAGAUACCAAAAAGGACCGCUUCCUGAGUCAUCAUCGUCCUUGUCCUCGUCAUCGACAUCAUCGUCCUCCUCCUCUUCUUCUUCCACUUCCUUCUUAUCGUUGCUAAACAAGGGAAGUGGCAAGGGUACUUGUGGGGUUCACAAACCUCUGGCUGCCAUCCUUGAGCCCCAGAAUGGCUUUUUGUGGGGGGGGGCACCAUCACCUCACAUCUCCAUAAAGCUAGAGCCAGCGAGCAACUCCCUAUCAGACUUCAGUGAACCACUAGACUUUUCUCAGAAGAGCAAGGACCCAAGUCUCGUGAAGGUGAAGCAGGAAAAUCCCUCCAUUCUCAGUCCCUCUUCCCUGGCUCCCUAUGACUGCUUGGUGGAGCCCAUUGACCUAUCCAUUCCCAAGGGCUUCCGGCGUGACAUUGAUGGUCCUCUGGCCCUUGGAAAGGCCUGGAAGCCAGACCUGGGUCCUGGAGGCAGUGACCCACCUUAUGGCUGUCAGCCACCAUGCCCAAACCCGUCUGUGAUCUUCGGAUCAAGGAGGAGCUUAGAAAAGCCUGCAGCAACAACCACCACAGUCCCUGUUCUUCAACACUUGCCCCAGCUCCUGAAAGGCCCUUUACACCUCACCAUGCCCAUUGUCUCCCCAUCGUUCCUGAGCAACGCAGCCCUGCUGCGCCCCCUGAGGCCUAAGCCACCUCCCCUUCUGCCAAAACCCUCUGUGGCUAAAGAGCUGCCCCCAUUGGCCUCCAUUGCCCAGAUUAUCUCUUCUGUGUCAUUGGCACCUGCCUUGCUGAAGGCAGAGGUGGUUGACACUGGUUUCAAUCUGGCCAGCUGCUCUUUGAGGCUGGAGAAACCUGGGGCCACCAAGCCCAAAGGGGAUUCUGCCACUGCAACCAUCCUGAAAGAGCCUGGAGACCCGCCUCUCCCAAGAGACAGCCCUGGGGCUGACUCCCCAGAGCUGGGGCUGGCUAGCUCUUUUAAGAAGUGGUGCCAUAAGAAAGUGACCAAGAAUCAGGCCAGAGUCAUUGGAAGCGGUGUCGACUUGGAGUCCAGUGGUGAGUUUGCCAGCAUUGAAAACAUGCUGGCCACCACCGACACCAAUAAGUUCAGCCCAUUCCUGCAGCCCGCUGAUGAGCAUGUCACGGAGGAGGGGGCCACUCUAGCUGCCGCUGACUGGAACAGGAUGAGCAGUGAUAACCAGGAUGGCCCUGUGGACAAACAGCAGCAGAGGGGCCAGCAGAACCCUUACACCAACUGCCUACAGAAGGUCAUAUGCCCUUUCUGCCCUCGGGUCUUUUCUUGGACCAGUUCCCUCCAGCGUCAUGUGCUCACUCACACUGAUAGUCAGUCUGAUAUAGAGAUGCCAGCCACGGGAAUUGAAAUAUUAGACCUGACCUCCAGAGAGAAACAGCCAGAGACAGUUGCUGUGCUCAGCCAUGAAGAAGAAGACUGCCCUGCUGAUGGACAAGAUAAGCAGCAAGCUGAUUCACCUGAUGAAGAAGGUAUGAGUAAUGAGGAGGAGGAGGAAGAAGAAGAUGAAGAAGAGGACGAAGAAGAAAAAAAAGGAGAAGGUGAGGAGGAAGAGGAGGCAGAGGAAGGUUUGGAAGAGAAGGAUGAGGAUGACUCCAUCAGCAGUAAAAGCCUUGACCUCAAUUUUGCCAGCAAGCUAAUGGACUUCAAGCUUACAGACAGUGAUCAGAGCCUGGGGGCCAAUGGUGUGUCUUCCCAAAAUGAAAAGAAAUAUGCGUGUGAUAUCUGUAGAAAGAGUGUCAAGUUCACUGCAUCCAUGAGCCGCCACAAGAAGUCUCAUACACGUGAACACAGGAGAAAUGAGAAGACCAGUGAGGAUGAGAGCAGGAGUGGACCAGAAGGGAACUCAGACACCCCUUUUGGCGAUAUAGAUCCUGAGCAGGAAGAGAGGCUGGUAAAUUUGAAAGUGGUGGAGUCCCCAGUGGUGGGCAAGGCCCCGACUGGAAAGGAGAAUGAGGAAAGCGAGAGUGGCUCUGAGGGAGAGAACAUGUUAGAGAGGAAGUCCUCUGGGAAGAGUGACAAUGACAAGAAACCAAAGACCAAUGGGGCGAAAAGUAUCAGCAAGGCAGACAAGAGGAAAAAGGUCUGCACUGUUUGUAACAAACGGUUCUGGUCUCUGCAAGACUUGACAAGACACAUGAGGUCCCACACAGGAGAAAGGCCUUACAAGUGUCAGACCUGUGAGCGGACCUUCACACUGAAACACAGCCUAGUCCGUCAUCAGCGCAUCCACCAGAAAGUUAAAAAUACCAAGCACCAAAGCAAAAGAAGGGCCAAGAAGGAAAGGAGUGAAUGUAACAGUGAGAAUGAGUCUGCACACAGCAGUGCAAAUCCCAUCUCAGAGAACGAGGGCGACUUGAAUCUGGCACUAAGCAGCCAUUUGGCCAUCACCCAGAGCCAGAGGGAGAGUUUGACCAGAGCGGUCAAGGAUCUGGCUCACAAGGAGGAGUCUGCUGGAGAGGGAUUGGCUGGGGUUGGUCUGCCUGAGCCAAGCAAGAAUGCACAGCAGUCAGCUCUUGGAGGGAGCAUUCAAGAGCAGGAGUCUCAGGGUAACACUGAUGGCAGGAGCCCAUCAGUUUUCAUUCAGGACCUGCUGGGUGGGCAUGGCAAAGUGAUGCCUGUGAAUCACAUUUUUGCCUCCACAGACAGUGCUUCUCAGCUGGUGGGGAUGGAAUGACUUUGUGAACUCAGCCUUGCCUGUCCCUCCAUCACCAUUGUACAAACUAAAGCCAGCAGAGCAAAGUAUUUAGAAUAUGUGGCAGGAGAGAUUUCCUCAAGUGACCUUUGAUGAGAAGUGACAGGAAGAAACCAAGCAUGGAAGUUUGGCAGACUGGAUCUAGUGCCAUAGCUUUUUCAGUGUGAUAAUGCAAAGAUACUGCAGUAUACUGAUGUAUACUGAUAUGAGUGCCUUACUACUUUGCUAGAUCUUUUAAUAUCAUAGUUUUUUUCCAAAACGAUUUAAAAAACAACAAGUAUUUUAAUGAAUUAGUUGGAGAGGACCUUUUUCAUUUAAGCAUUAAUGUUACUUUUUUUGUAAUGGUGGUGUGCAGCUCGUUCUAUCUCUGUGAUAGUCUUUGUUGUCUGUUCUCUGAGCUGGAACUGGGAAGAAGGCAAUGCAAUUGGAUACUCUUUGGCGAAUAACUGGAAGAAAACGUCAUAAAUUUCAUUUAAAAGUACCAGGGGAAAUGUGGAUGAGACACGCAUUUCUCAAAUUGACUUCUUUUUGCAUUUUACUUUGUGGUGGAAUUGUAAUCUGGCUCCAGGUAUUCAGAGUUGUGGGUAAGGAAGGUAUUCAGAAUUGGUACAAGCCAAAACUAGGAGAGAUACUAUCUUCAAUCGCAAACUAGUGCCCACUCUUUGGUGUUAGAAAUUUUGUUCUUGUUAAUGUUUUAAGACUUUCUUUCCUGGCUGAACAUACAGAGAAGAGUUUCUUUAGCAAGUUAGCCUAUGGCAAUUAUGCACAGCUGUUAUAAAUCUUUGAUUUUCUUUUUUGCUUCAACAGAUAUCAUUAUUAGUAGUAGUAGUAGUAGUAUUAAUGAGUCAGUUUGCUAGUCUGUACAGUUAGCAGAAACCAAUGGGCAAUAUUUGUCCUCAGAGAUCACCCACACAACUUAGAUAUCUAUGAAAUGAUUGAUUGAAGUUUUUACCAGCAUACAGCCACUGCAACUCACUUCUACUCUACUUUAAGGAACCUGUCAUCAGUGCCUGGAGGCUUGGGCAGAGGCCAGUCAAUAGGCAUCAUAAGUGGGCAGAGGAACAUCUGGGCAGAGCAAGGGGUCGGGAGAGGAUAAAAGUAUUCCCAUGAACUUGGGUGUGGGUGUUUGUGCCUGCACCUUUAAUGGAGGUGGGAGGCCUGGCAGGGGGAGAGAUCCAUCUGAAACACAAAGAAAGUGUUAAAGGUCGUGUGCAGAAAAGCAGGCAGGGAUGAAAUCUGUUUCAAGAGAAGUUUUCAGUCUUAUAGUUCAUAAGCAGGCCCGCCAGACACUUUUGCCAAGCAGUGGAGAUGGUACUGUUGCUGAUAAUCUUCAGAUUUCAGCUCUAUAAUAAAACUAACAUAUCUUCCUGCAGUUUUGAUUGGGUGCUUGAAGAUGAGCUUGGGCAUUUCCAGCAACUUCUCUUGACUGUCCGAACCUUUGGAUGCACAGAUGUAAGUUUUUCAACCAACAUCCUGUGGCCCACAGUGGAACCCACUGUAACCACUAGUGUCAAGGGGAAGAAAAAUAAAUCUACUGUAGCUAGGCUUGUGGCAGCUAAGCAUUUUCUUGUCCUUUAGUUUGAGUCUCUAGGACCUAAAAGCCGUAGUGUUGUCAGGAACUCCUUGCGCUUUUUCCUCCUCUUGAACUCCUUCUCCCUCGCUCCUAUUAGCCACUACCCGCAACCGUUCUUCUUUGUUUUCUGACUGAUGCCCCUUGUCUGAUUUUUCUCAAGAGGUUGGGAAGGAAGGAGACAUUUUUGUCCUUGAACCAUAGCUCUUGGUGCAGACAGACAUACAUUUCAUUUUUCCUUUUUGUUCUGAUUUCUCACAAAUUCCUGUUGGCUGAAAUUCAACUGCCCAAGAUUCUGAGGCAUAAAAACUGUCUAAGAUAGAAAGCAAAAUGAUACCCUUGCAUAUGGAAAGAAAAAAAGUUGAUAUAUGGUUUGUUUUUUUUUUUUUAUUUUUAAUCAAAAAGAAAAGUGUUGUGGACGGACCGACUAAAGACAAAAUGUUUUACUCCAGAUCUAAAAUAAAUUAGAACCAUUGAUUCCUUUUAUAACUUUACUAGGUAUGUUCUACUUAAUUAAAAACCAUCCUUUAAUUUUUAUUAUAAUUAUUAUUGGUUUCUUAUGUGUUUCUUUUCCUUUUUUUUUCAAUUCUCCACACUAAACCACAAUCUUGUGGGAGAGAAGCCAUUACUAAUCUCUGUGCUGCAGUAUAAUCUAGGGAGUAAUCAGUUUUCCAGCAGUGUAGCUGGAACAACAGGUGGCAAUAAUCACUUGUUUUAAAAAGUUUUAUUUAGACUUUAUCUGCAUCCUAAUCAUGAUAAGGUUUUGCCACAUUUUAUUAGCAUUUUAAUUAGUUGUUUGAGAAAUAUAUUGUUUGUUUAUGGAUUCCCCUCCUCCCCCUCAAUGUUAAGCUGUGAAGUUUAUAAUAUGUUUAAACUAUGGGUGACUCUUAGGCAUAGUUUGCAUGUUCAGCUAAUUUGUCUUUAUAUUUUGUUUGAUUCUUUUUUUUCUUUCUCAGGGCUUAUACAAAGAAAUGCAGCUUCUGAAAUUAUUGUGUGAUGUUCAGGUGUUUUGUUUUUUUCAAAGUAAUGAUUUUAAUGCUAAGAAUUCAGUCACUACGUUGAACACUUGUCUGUGAAAGCAAUUACAGCGAAGACCCUAUAACCUAUUUUGAAUAGCCUUCAGAGUGCUUUCAUGUCAGUGAACGCGUUUCAAAAAAUAUUUAAGUACUACAUGCUUUCCCUUUGUCUUUUAUUCUCUUUCUCCUUUCCUCUCUUUUUGUCUCUCAUUUUCUAAGAAGGAAGAUAAUCCUAGUAAUCUCAGCCCAUGCAUUAAAGAGGAAACAAUGGUAUAUAUGUAGAAUUCAUAUUUUUCCAAAGGGAACUUAAAUUGCUGCUACAGGUUGCGUACAUGACUGCUUUAAACCACGUGAAUAGAGAAUCACAAGUUUUAUUUUGGUACUUUUAUUCCUCUUUGUAUUCAGUUGUACAGUCAUUUCAAAUUCAGAGUGAAAGUAAAGCUGUGUUGUAUCAAACCAUCUAAACAAUAAAAUGCUGUUUUUAAAAACUA